AUGACAACUCCAUCUCUAGCAGUCUCUCUUCUUCUUUUGUCCCUCCUCCUUUCUGGGGCUCAAGGGAUUCGAUUGGAGAAAGGAUUCAUCUCUGUUACACAACAGAAAACUAAUAAUAAUUUACAAGAACAGGAAACUGCUUCAGUGAAAAGAAGUGCUGGUCCAGGAGAGUCCAGCAGUCUCUGCAAAGAUGGUGGAGAGUGUUCAUCAUCAGGAAAGACUAGAAAACUAAUCUCUAAGACAGCCUCUAGUGCUGCUACCACUACCACCACUUCAAAGAAUGACAAGGAUGAUGGAGGGAACAGAGGUGACCUGGACCCAAAAGGUGAAAAGGUUAAUAAUAAUACACAGCCUGGUGGGGAAGAUGGUGAUGUGAAAGCUAAGUCAUCAUCGGUUAUUUCAAAGCACCAGGAGCAGGAGGCGGCAGCAGCCCACCAAGUCCAACACUAUCCUGACCUCACAGACAUGACUGAAAUGGACUAUUCUCCAGCAAGGAGAAAACCUCCAAUACACAACUGA
Messenger RNA from Prunus armeniaca (apricot), 519 nucleotides. NCBI's taxonomy places the organism in Eukaryota, Viridiplantae, Streptophyta, Magnoliopsida, Rosales, Rosaceae. The record is from the annotation of a GenBank genome assembly.